GGGAGGGGGCUGCACCGGCAAGGGCGGCGGCCCGCGGGAGGGAGCCCGGCGGACAGGUGGGCAGGCGGGCAGGGACGGCUCCGCGGCCCCUUUAGAACGCGUUCCCUUCCCUUCGUAGGACAGUGGCUGGCGGCGCGAUGGACCUGGCCGGGCUCCUGCUGGACGAAGAAGGCACCUUCUCCCUUACCGGCUUCCAGGACUUCACGUUCCUCCCAGGACACCAGAAGCUGAGUGCCCGGAUCCGAAGGAGACUCUACUAUGGCUGGGACUGGGAAACCGACUGUGCCCUGGAGGAGCUCUCCAGCCCCGUGGCAGAUAUUGCUGUGGAACUCCUGCAGAAUGCAGCCCCCAGUCCUAUUCGCCGGCUCCAGAAGAAAUAUGUAGCCCACGUGUCCCGAGAGGCUUGCAUCUCUCCGUGUGCUAUGAUGCUGGCUCUGGUAUACAUUGAGCGGCUCCGGCAUAGAAACCCGGACUACCUACAGCAUGUGUCAUCCUCUGACUUGUUCCUGAUCUCCAUGAUGGUGGCCAGUAAGUACCUCUAUGACGAAGGGGAGGAGGAAGAGGUCUUCAAUGAUGAAUGGGGAGCUGCUGGGGGUGUGGCCGUGCCCACUCUCAAUGCCCUAGAGAGGGGCUUCCUGAGUGCCAUGGAUUGGCGGCUCUACACUGAUCCUCGGGAAAUCUUUGAGGUGCUGAGCUGGCUGGAGGGCUGCGUGGCUGAGCAGCAGGGGCGCCGGCGGGGCUGGUACACCUACACAGACCUGUGUGUGCUGCUGGAGCAACCUGCCUGGCAACUGGCGCUGGGCUCCCUCUGCCAGCGGCUGGCAAAGCUGUCCUGCCUGUUGGCUAUGGCAUAUGUGAGCAGCGUGGCCCUCGCUGUGGCAUCGAUGGCCGUAAUACACCAGUCCUUAGGGCUGUCCUGCAGCCCCCCGCCUGGCCCUCCAGACCUUGGACUGGCCUCCAGGUGCCUUUUGGAACCCUGCAUACCUUCUCCCAUGGCACAGUGCCUGCCAUCUCCUGCUAACAUCUCCGGCUGCCAGGAAGGCGAUGUAGUGUUGCGUUCACUGUGGGGCAGUCUGCUAGCCUCACUGACUCCCCCACCGUUGCCUCCUCCAGAUCCUCCUGCACCUCCCACUCUUCUUCCCAACUGCCCCCUUUGCCAGAAGCUCCAGAAGGACUCCCCAACCUGCCGUGCCUGCCACCACCUCAACCAUACUGUCCCCACGGGGCCCCCCAGUCCUUGGUCCCACUCCCACGGCCUGGCUCCCCCCUGGCCUUGGAGCCCAAUGCCUCCUCUGCUCCCACAGCCCCAGCAAUGUUCCGUUUUCAGCAUCAUGGAACUGGCCCGCCUGAAGUCUUUCAUUUUCCCAGGCUAGGUAUGGUUCUGAGGAAUGCGUUAAGAGGAUUUGGGAGUCCCUGAGAGCCUGGAGGGGCAAAGCUUGAUCUGGGUCCUUGGCUGGUCUCCUGUCCUCCUGGGUGAUGGAGCUUAAGGGGGUUGUGUGGCAGAAGGACUGAAGGUCACUUGCUCUUCUGUCCCUCAGGGGCUGACUGCCUGGCCAGGGCAGUGGUGAUUCCAGGGAAAGCCUCAGCUCAGUGACCAGGGGCAUGUCACAGGUGGACAGGGGCAAGGCUCCUGCCUCUCCUGUCCCCUGGGCUCUUCUAGACUUUUGCUUUUGAGUUUCCUAGGAUUGGACGAGGGAGGGAGGAAACAUUGACCAGGGUCUGUUUGAUGUCCUUGAGGUAGGAGAGGCGGGGACUGACAGGGCCACCCAUGGUAGGAGUUGCUGAGGGAAGGCGGGAGGCGGGGAACCUCCCACACUCAUGCCAAGUCUAGAAGAACCAGGGCCUGCUGGGACCUUCACCCCGGCCCUUUUGUCUUCCAACAUUCUCUUCUUAGUCCCCUGCUCCUGGGCUUUCCUCUCUUCCGGUUCCUCUCCUGGGUGUUCUCUUCACGGGCCUCUCCGGCCACUGCUUUAUAUCUGGAUUUUUCACGCUUUUGUAGAACUAAGGUUUCAAUAAACAGUUUUAGUUGCAUGGCCUGGACUCUUCCUUCUGCAGCAGCCCUCAAAGAACUCUCCUGCCCAGAUCUUCCUUCUCAGCCUCCCUACUCCCUGAUCCUAUCAUCCUGCUGCUCAUUCUCUCUGAGUCCCAUUCCAGAACGUCCUUCUUGUUUGAUGGUCAUAGGUUCUCAUAUCAAGCUGCUCCCUCGUUCCUGCUCCCAGCACCCUGGGGCCCCUAACACUCCUUGACUCUGGUGCAGUGGGGCAUAGAUGGUGACUGUGCCGUGCCUAGGGGUAGCCCUGUUUGUCACAAGUUCUGAGUGAGCACCAUCUUUGUGGAUCCCAAGGCCAUCUCAUGGAGAGCGUAUCCAGCAGAGCCCCGUGAACUCCUUGAGGGCAAGCCCAAGGACACUUUGUCUCCUGACUUCCUUUCUGAGCUGACAAAUGGUGGUAAUUACCACAAAGGCUUCCGUGGUGGCUUAGCAGGUAAAGAAUCUGCCUGCAAUGUAGGAGACCCUGGUUCAAUCCCUGUAUUGGGAGGAUACCCUGGAGAAGGAAAUGACAACCCACUCCAGUAUUCUUGCCUGGGAAAUCCCAUGGGCAGAGAAGCCUGGUGGGCUACAGUCCAUGGGGUCACAAGAGUCAGACACAAUUUAGUGACAACCACCACCAAAGAGAAGACCAAGGCUGGGUUAUCACUGGAAGAAGAGCAGCCAGCUGAACCGUGAUGAUUUGGUACCACAGAGGAAGAUACACAGUAGGGGUGGUACGGCCACCUAGGGGGCAUCUUGGAACUAUAUGGGGCAUUUUUUGGUUGACAAAAAUUAGAAGAUAUGGGACUUACUGGCACUUAGUCAGCUUAUAUAGGAAGCUACACGUCCAGAAAGGCUUGAGAAUUCCCUUCUUAUGAAGAAUUCCCGAGGCAACUUUUGAAUGACUGGUGGACAUCAUGUAUGACUGUUUAUCUGAGCCUGGAAGUACUUAUUUUCUCUAAGCAUGUAAACAGAAUAGAUUUUGCCCAUUUGGAAAGAGUCUGUUUCCCAGGAAUGCAUCUCUGUGUACAUUAAAUCUACGCUUUGUUCAGCACUUUAUGAAGAACCUGUUCACUGUUUUGGAACAUCGGGUCACGAAUGGCAGCACUGCCGGUGGUACACAUGUCAUCAG
Molecule: messenger RNA, 3161 nt
Organism: Budorcas taxicolor (takin)
Lineage: Eukaryota; Metazoa; Chordata; Mammalia; Artiodactyla; Bovidae
Gene: CNPPD1
Product: cyclin Pas1/PHO80 domain containing 1
Exons: 8
Coding region: 138-1373 (411 amino acids)
Biological process (GO): regulation of cyclin-dependent protein serine/threonine kinase activity
Cellular component (GO): nucleus; cyclin-dependent protein kinase holoenzyme complex
Molecular function (GO): cyclin-dependent protein serine/threonine kinase regulator activity; protein kinase binding
Source: RefSeq, a predicted model, not a curated record